Molecule: messenger RNA, 1191 nt
Organism: Danaus chrysippus (African queen)
Lineage: Eukaryota; Metazoa; Arthropoda; Insecta; Lepidoptera; Nymphalidae
Source: the annotation of a GenBank genome assembly
AUGACAACCAAGGACAAACAACACAAGCUCUGUCAAACUGUAGCAUUUAAUAGGGAGUUGGAAUCCAUUCCUGGGCUUGAGGUCCAAGGAAUGUAUGACGAGACCGUGGAGGUUAACGCCAAAGAGAUUGAAAGCCCUCCGACUUCCGAUGAGGAGAGUAUAAAAGCUAUGUCGAAGUUCAAACCUCCCGUGCGUCACACUGCUAGACAUGACUUCGAUUCAGACAGCGAGAGCGAUUCCAGUCCUGAUAAAUUUGAUAAUCUUACAGAAGAGGAUCAGUCUCCAGAAAGAAAGUCUGAUAUUGAAGAUGUGAAGAAAAAAGUAAAAAGCAGCAGCGAUGUAUCAAGACAGUCCAGCAAUCAACAUAACUCCUCCAACUCCGAAUCAGAUAGCGGCGAUGUGGGUUUGGAACAAGUGGAAGCCAGCAGUGGGAAGAAACGUGGCGUGGUUAUCCCGGCAGAGGGCUCCUAUGAUCCUAAGGCCUACGCGGACCUGAAGGUGCCGCCCGAACUUGAUAAUGUGUUUCAAUAUAUUAUGAAGUAUACUCCUCAGAAGAUCGACAUAGAUUUCAAGCUCCAUCCAUUCAUCCCGGAGUACGUGCCCGCUGUUGGAGACGCGGACGCAUUCCUCAAGGUGACCACACCAGCUUCUGGGCUGAGAGGAAAAGCAUUAGCUGACAAUGCAUUAGACUUUAUUGAUAAUUUGGGUCUGACUGUGUUGGAUGAACCCUCCGCGGACCAAAGUGACGCUGCGUUACUUCAUCUCCAACUGAGAGCGAUCUCCAAGACGACAAGCGCCAAGUCAACUGUGAUGACACGUAAACUCGAGAACGCUGAGAACAAUCCUCAAGCGCUGGAUCGCUGGAUCCGUGAUGUGAGUGCGCUUCACGCGACGCGCUCCCGGGCUACGGUCGCGUACACACGGAAAAUGCCAGAUAUAGACGACCUAAUGGCAGAAUGGCCGGAUACCAUAGAGGAUACGUUAAACGAGGUCGGCGUCCCUCCCGCUAAUAUAGACUGCUCGCUGUCACAAUACGUGGAUAUAAUCUGUGCGCUGUUUGACAUUCCCGUACACGGUGACACUGUCAAUGACAGGAUACAAGCGCUUCAUCUGCUUUUUAGUUUGUAUUCAGCGGUCAAAAACUCUCAGUUGUUUGCUGAAAGAGAGAAGGAAAAGAGUAUGACUGGUUAA